Messenger RNA from Emiliania huxleyi CCMP1516, 275 nucleotides. RefSeq lists its product as hypothetical. The record is from RefSeq and is a predicted model, not a curated record. NCBI's taxonomy places the organism in Eukaryota, Haptophyta, Isochrysidales, Noelaerhabdaceae. The annotation marks the transcript as partial. The transcript has a single exon.
AUGUCCCAGUUCCUGCCUUCCACCCAGAAGCGGCUGACCAACAUCGCGGUGGUGCGGUACAAGCGCGCCGGCAAAAAGUUCGAGGUAGCCUGCUACAAGAACACCAUCAUCGCGUGGCGCAACAAGGUGGAGACCGACAUCGACGAGGUGCUGCAGGCGCACACCAUCUAUGCCGACAUCGGGCGCGGCGUGCUGGCCAAGCGGGAGGACCUGAUCGAGGCGUUCGGCACCGACGACGAGGACGCGGUCUGCGUCGAGAUUCUGAACAAGGGCGA